Messenger RNA from Paramacrobiotus metropolitanus, 6249 nucleotides. RefSeq lists its product as uncharacterized. Lineage: Eukaryota; Metazoa; Tardigrada; Eutardigrada; Parachela; Macrobiotidae. The coding region runs from base 354 to 5897 and encodes 1847 amino acids. Gene Ontology annotation, biological process: protein deubiquitination. The record is from RefSeq and is a predicted model, not a curated record. The transcript is spliced from 18 exons. Gene Ontology annotation, molecular function: cysteine-type endopeptidase activity; cysteine-type deubiquitinase activity; RNA binding. Gene Ontology annotation, cellular component: cytosol; nucleus.
UAUAUUUUAAAUAUUAUUUACGCGCUCUCUCCACUUGUCUGGAAUUCUGCCGUAUUGACACAUUUCCCAUCCACCGACGAGUGCAUUCUUCUGGUGUUUUUUCACAACGCACAGCGGGUGCUAUCAGUACAUACGAAAGACUGCGAUCUGCGACGAGGACAGUCUGGAAUGCAGUGCGUUAGCUUACUUUGCUUGCAUUAUUCGUGAUCGUUGAUUUACAGUAUUUUUGAUUUUAUACUGUUUGUCAUGUUUGAACGUGUUGGGUGAUGCGAUGGUUAUCAGUGUGGAAUACAUCUGGCCAGUUUAGCAUUGGUUGAUAACUUUGCCCCAUUCUCCGAGCUGUAGAAAUAUCCAUGGCGGACAGCGUGGUUGAGGAGCCCGUGGUGAUGCGGAACAGCGACAGCGACGCGCUGACCAACGACGAACAGUUCCUCUCCAACAUCCCCACCGCCGCGCGUCUCCCCCUCAUUUCCGGCAUCCGCCAGCGCAGUCAUCUCCCGGACGAUGUGCUUCAAAGGGAAGGCGCGACGCUGCCUGGCGUCGGUCAAGCGCCGAGCAUCGCUCCUUAUGCGCCGCCACCUGCUCCCUCCAGUCCGCGUCGUCCGGAGCGCUCGGACGCGGGGAGAUUCGGCGGUCGGCGGGGCGAGGAGGUCGGCAGCCGAGCGACGGAUGUGUAUCCGGAGAUCGGGGCGGAUUCCGACCGCGAGCGAUUGCUGGAACGCGCAGAGACUGCCAGUGGAUUUCCAGCGGAAACCGCCGCCACCGCCUCGCAGCAAACACAUGUGCCGCGCGAACGCAGCAACUCCGUGGCGCACGAUGGGAUGCAGCUCGAUACGGCGCCACAGCAGCAGAAGCUGACGUUCGUCGACUCGUCGCUUCGCAAGCUGUUCGAGAGCAUGACGCUGGCCAACAAGGCAAAAUUGACGUCUCCCACAUGGAAUAAUUUCAGGGGACUCAGCUCAGCUCAGAAGAUCCGUCUGAGUAACGUCAUUCGGCGGGCCUGGCACAUGAACUAUGUUUGUGCAGUUGUCAAGCCUGUGCGGCCGGUGAAUGCUUCGUACGAAGUGGACAACUCGGUGCAGCUGGUGGCGGGCAAGUACUGGAAGCGUCGGCUGGCCAUCGUCUCCUCCGAGUACCGCCGCUGGCGGCUGUGGUACAAGAACCGCAUCUCCGGCGUCCGCACCCGCAGCGACAGCAUGGCCGCCAGUGCGGUGAGCGAUCCGCACAGCGGGAGCAUGGUGAUGCAGCCGUGUUUCGAGGAGUCCAUCGUUCUGGACGACGUCCCCCUGCCGGAUUUCACCGACGCCCUGCUGCCCCGCCUCGGUACGCAACACUCCGCCUUCCCCAAUCCCCGUGAAAUCGACCAAGCCGGGUGCGCGGAAAUUAUCCAAGCGGGACUACUGCCGCUGCUGUCGUUGUUGGAUGACGUUAAGGCCACACUGGAGAUGUGCAAAGAGUAUUUUACGCGGAAAAAUGAGGCUUCGUCCGGCUGCAGUUCCACGGGACAGGUCGGGAUGGACAGUUCGCAGGAGUUGACAUCUCUGGAUUAUUCCGGCGACUCAGAUGCUUACUGGAAGCAUUCGCUGGCGCUGCCCCUCAGCUCCCCGGCUCCUGAUCGGUCCACCACCAACAGCUACCGCACUCAGUCUUCGUCCGGCGCCUCCAGCGUGCACAUGUCUCCGCAGUCGCCGCAAUACUCCCCGCCGUCCCCGACGACAACGCAGCACAGCGGCGACGCUUUGGACGGCAUGCUUUCCCCAGACACCUCCCGCCCGGGCCAGCUGCACCAGCCGAGCGAUCUGUCGGAGUUGGCGCCGCGUGGGGAGGACACCCAGCAGCGAUCGACAUCGAGCCCGACGCCCGGCGUGGACCCGUUGAUCCAGCCGAAUGUUCUGGCGGCGGCGCCGGACACCUUCGGCCGGUCCAUCUCGGCCAGCAGCGGCAGUGUGGUGCAGCCGGGCUGCGCGGCGCCGACGGGCAUGCAGACCGGAAGCAGCAGUGCGCCCGUCAGCCCAUUGAACCCCAUUGUGCCCAGUAGCAAAGCGGUUUUGGUGCUGCCGGCGGAGAUUGUCCUUGAGCCGCUGUUCGUGCCCCCUUCUGCCAACACCCACGACCCUGCAGCACGCUCCUCCGAACAGUCCGCCUCGCCGGCCAGUCCCGCUACAUCACCGACGCCCAGCUCCGGGAUACUCAGUCCGGAAGGCAGUUUUCAUGAUUUCAAGUGGCCGCCUGCCAUCGAUCUGGAGUGGCCGCAUCCGGACAUGGCCGUCGGCUGCGGACUGACGAAUCCGAGCAACACGACGUGCUUUAUCAAUGCCACACUACAAUGUCUGGUCUAUACAGCGCCGCUGUAUAAUUACUUUAUGAAGAACAAUCAUCACUGUCGUAUCAAAGGCUCGGACUUUUGUCUCACUUGCAAGCUGCAAGAGUUGCUUUUGUCCGUGUUGAGCACCUCCCCAUUGGAUGCGCUGGAACCUAAAGUGAUUAUUGAGAAUCUUUCCGUGUUUGCGGAAGAGCAUUCCGAUGGCCACCAGCACGACGCCCACCAAUUUCUUCACUUUGUGAUGAAUGACAUGGUGCGUGCAGCGUCGGGACACCAAGAUCCGGACACCGUGGAUGGUGUCGAAACAACCAUGCCGGGUUGGAUAUUCCACGGGGUAUCUCAGUCCAGCGUCCAGUGCAGGGAGUGUAAGCACACCUCCGAACGGUUGGAGAGCUUCUGGGACAUUCAGCUUGCCAUUGACGAGAACGUUAAUCACCUGGAGGACGCGCUGCGCAUCCACACCCAGCGCGAGGAGUUGACAUCGCAGGACAACCUCUACUUUUGCGAACAGUGUGGAAAGGCGACUUUCUCAACCAAGCAGCUCACGAUACAGGCUCAACCCAACAUCCUGACGGUGCUGUUCAAGCGAUAUCUGGAUACCGGGGAGUCGUUAUACAAGGUGGAUAAGGAUGUCGCCUUCCCAGAGCGGCUCAAUUUGCGCCCGUUUAUGAGUGACCCUAAUGAUGCAUCCGACGUCAUCUAUAAGCUGUAUGCAGUGCUCGUGCAUUGCGGCAAGUCUUUGAAGUCCGGUCACUACCUAUCCUAUGUUACCAUUGACGGGAAAUCAUGGUUCUGUUGCAAUGAUGCAGAGGUGUCGCCGGCGGAUAAGCGAACUGUUUUUAAACAGAAGGCUUAUAUGCUGUUUUACGUUCGAACUCCCUGUGAUCCGGAGAACAGCCACAUCCCAAUGAGUACGCCGGUACGGACUUCCGACGGGGCACAACUGGUCAGCGGGCAGUCACCCAGUGGACCGCACUGGGAGUCCCCUGCCAGCGACAGUGAACUGCCGCAAACAGUGCACAGUCAGCCGUUGUCUCUGCCGUCACCUUUGAGCAGUGAAUCUGACGACAGUUUUGCUGCACUGCUAAGGGAAAUGAACCUGUUCUGGGUAGACCCGGAUGUCAACCGGUUCAAAAAACACCUCUUCAGGAAGGGCUCUCUGAUGUCGCCCAUCACGGGGUCCUCUGGGACAACGCCUUCCGCCUCUCAAAGUCCCACGACGGAAGAAGCUGACGGAGUCCUGACGAUUGAACUGCGGGAUGGCAGCGGUUCAAAGAGAACCAUCCCGAGUGGCACCGGCCAGUCCACGCAGGACGUGCCAACGUCUGCUGUCUCCGCGGAGUCGCCGUCUCCCGUCUCGCAGCCCCCGUCCCCCUUCUCCGCGCAGCAACUGAAUGAGGAGAUCGCGCUGCACCUUUCUCGCGCCUGCCACCGCGAUCUGCGGGGAUCGGACGGAAAGUACCUGCACCGGGUACACGAGAAGACUGGGAUUUCGGUUAAAUUACCGGCGUCGCCCGACAGUGAUGCGGUUACCCUCUACGGGAAUCCUCUCGGAUUUGGAGAGGCUCUCGAUCUCCUCGCUCAGCAGAUUCCGGAUAAGCACGUUGUUCACGUGCAGCUUCGAGCUCCCGGCAGCAGCCACAGCUGGCUGGCCGGCAGUGACUCGGAUGGGCUGAAGGCCAUGCUGGCCCGCCUGUGUCGCGGUGUGGAAGUCCAGUUCUUCCCCGAGAAAGACCUGGUUGUGGUCACGGGAGAGCCUGCCUGGCAAGUCUUUCAGGUCCGUCGUGUGCUGGACCUGAAAGUGCGGAAGCUCUGCGCCGGAUGUGUUCGAGAGCAUAACGCCGUGGACGAUUCGGUGGAUAUUCCCCAUCGCUCCCCCGCGCCCCGCGCCGAAGAAAUCCAGCAAAUCCAGGGGACCGGCAAUGUAUGCAUGGCCGAGGAGAAGGAGGUGAUUUUGCUCGGCUCCCAGGAUGCGAUGGACGUCGCCAAGCCCAGCAUCAUCCACCCCGGUGAGGUGUCUGUCACGGACGUGUCCAAGGAGGUCGACCUCCGCAUCAAGUUCCCCGAGCGAAAGGACAACCGCGCCGCCAAUGCCGACGGCAAGCAGCUAGCUCCCACCGUGGGAACCGCCUCCGAAGUGCCUAAAAAGGUCAUCGGCGUCACCGGCCGCCCGGAGGACCGCGAAGCCAUCCCCAGCCCGGCGGAUCAGAGGGACGUUAUCGGGAUCGGCGGCCAGCGCCGCAACGUGGAUGAAGCCAACGAAAAGCUGGCGGCGCGCGUCAAGGAGCUGGAGAGGUUGGAAAAACAACGGGCGGGGCACAACUACCCCGCAGGGGUGCGCGUGGACAUCACGCACCAUUUGCAGAUCAGCGGCCAGCACGGCGGGAACAUCAGCAAGCUCCGUAACGAAUUUCAAGUGGAGAUUCAGUUCCCGCACGACGCCGCUGCCAGCGCGGACGCCGACAAGACCGUCACCAGCGGCCUGGAGUCGCAGGCGCCCGCGGCGCGCGACAAGGGCCAAGCCCGCACUGAAUCCGAGCAGCGCAAGUCGCGCGUGGAGGUGCCGCUGGACAGCCGCACCCAUGCCCGCAUCGGGGACGACAACGGCCGCACUCUGACGGACCUGGAUAACCGCUUCCAGGUGAAGAUCAACUUCCCGGGCCGCGACGACGAGAAGGCCAGCGGGGUGACGGUGGCGGGCGAGACGGUGAACGACUGCGAGGCGGAGGUGAAGCGCUCGUCGACGGAGGACAUCGACGAGAGUGCAGAAGAUGUGUCGUUCCAGUUGGGCGACGUGGUGGAAAACGAGACAUUCCGCGCCUACCACGCCCCGGCCCCCGCCGCCCAGCGCCAGAUAGCCCGCGAGCACGGCUCAGCGACGGCCGGCGAGUUCAUGGGGAAGAGCGCGCCCUGCCAGCAGAACCUGGAGGUGGUUCCCACGAUGAAGCGCGGCAACUCCAUCCCCGACGCAUCCGCCGCCCACACCAGCGGCGAGAAAUCGGCGCCCACCGAAGAGACCAGCGGCAAAGCUCCCGCGAAAGUUGUCCCCGGCAGCCCGGAAGAGUGCGAGAUGGCCAAACAGGCGCUCCUGGUUCGCGAAGCAGGAAAAAAGGAUGCAGGAGUUUCGCGCAGAAUGAUGCCGACGCGCGGCGUGGUGAAGACAGUGCCUGAUAAAAAGGUUCCAUCGCUUCCCAUCAUUUAUCCGAUCAGCAGGGUGCAGUUUUCGGUAAGCACCCAUGGAACGGAGGUGCUGACGCUGGGUGGGCACGAGUAUCUGCGUGACCACGGCCGAGAAAACUGGUGGUGUUGUCGUCAGAGGGGGUUGUGUCGGGCCAAGCUGGAACUGCAAGGCGACGUGGCCGUCCUGGACCCGAAUCACUGGAAGCACAACGCGAAGGCACGGGAGCGCGCUGAGCCAGCGGUGCACAGCGAAGAAUCCCCAGCGCCAGCUGACGUGGCGGAGACGGAGGAGAACGAUCGCCAGACAGCCGAUAAGCCCGCGAAGACGGUGGACGUGCCCCGUGAGCGGGACCACAGGGGCCGCUUCGUGAAGAAGUCCAAGAAGGACGCGUAGGUGACUGGAUGGCCCUCGAAGUCCACACGUCCAUUCCAGAAGCCACUCGAAAACGCGGACUGUGUGCAGCUAUGUCGAUCAGGAAGCAUCCUGUGUUGUCGGUUACUAGAUUGUGUUACUGUGUUUUGUUAAAUUUUAACUUGGACGGUUGUUCCUGAUAUCUGUUUGUGUGGUGUAUGUACGACUGCAAAGUGGACUUGCACGUACGGUUUGAUACUAACAAUUUUUUCUCUUGAUUCGUAGUUUCCUGAUUCUGUUCCUUCUUUGCAACUUUCUGUUUCCUCGAUUCUCGUAGCUACGAUUCUAUCUUUUCUAAUCAGUUGCCUCUGCUGCGAUACGAGUUAGAUCAAUA